This is a messenger RNA of Kuraishia capsulata CBS 1993, 216 nucleotides long. RefSeq lists its product as uncharacterized. The coding region runs from base 1 to 216 and encodes 71 amino acids. Gene Ontology annotation, cellular component: lipid droplet; membrane; endoplasmic reticulum. The record is from RefSeq and is a predicted model, not a curated record. Gene Ontology annotation, molecular function: ditrans,polycis-polyprenyl diphosphate synthase [(2E,6E)-farnesyl diphosphate specific] activity. The transcript has a single exon. Lineage: Eukaryota; Fungi; Ascomycota; Pichiomycetes; Pichiales; Pichiaceae.
AUGUUUGCAUAUUCUUUGGUCAAUUUUCCCUUCGUCAUCUAUGCAAUCUCCUUUUUAAAGGAUCUUCUCGUCAGCAUACUCAAAUCCGGUCCGGUUCCUGGGCAUGUCGCCUUUGUGAUGGAUGGAAACAGAAGGUUUGCCAAGGUACAAGGGGUUGCAUUGAAAGAAGGACACAAGGCUGGUGCUGAAACAUUGGCAUCGGUGAGUCUGAUUUAA